Anolis carolinensis (green anole) is the source of this 2002-nucleotide messenger RNA. Its product is annotated as drebrin-like protein A. Gene Ontology annotation, biological process: positive regulation of axon extension; postsynaptic actin cytoskeleton organization; positive regulation of dendritic spine morphogenesis. Gene Ontology annotation, molecular function: actin filament binding. The record is from RefSeq and is a predicted model, not a curated record. The transcript is spliced from 14 exons. NCBI's taxonomy places the organism in Eukaryota, Metazoa, Chordata, Lepidosauria, Squamata, Anolidae. Gene Ontology annotation, cellular component: postsynaptic density; dendrite; postsynaptic membrane. Bases 28 to 1869 code for a protein of 613 amino acids.
UCCCUCUCUUCUUGCCUUCGGGUGGCGAUGGGGAGCGGCGGCGUGGACCUGGAGCAGCACCGCCUGGCCCUGAUGGCCGCCAAGGGGGACGUGGUGGGCGGGGGCGCCGCCGCCAGCUGGGCCCUCUUCACCUAUGAAAAAGCCAACGUCCUCAAGCUGCUGGACUCAGGAGCCGGCGGCCCAGACGAACUAGCCAAGCGCUUCCAGAGCGGUGCCGUCAUGUACGGAUUGUGCCGCCUGCCGGAUGGCAACACAGGCCAGCAGCACGUUGUCCUCAUCAGCUGGGUUGGCGAGAGGGUCUCGGACCAGCGCCGCCAAGCUUGUGCCGGGCACCUGCCUGCCAUCCGGACCUUCUUUAAGGAAGCCACCUUGGUGCUGAAGGCCAGCCAGGCCGAAGAAGUGACACAAGAUGGGUUGGCGCAAAGGCUGUCCCGGGCUGCUCCAUCAUCCGGCACUUCCAGCAAGAAGGGGCCCCUCGGGGACCCAGAGGAGCAGGUGGGCACCAACUACAAGAAGACGAAUCCUGCCCUGGAGAUCCUGAGCACCAAGCGGAGCUCCUUUUGGGCUCAGGCUGAGAGGGAAGAGGAGGAGAGGCGAGAGGAGGAGCGGAGGAGGGCCCGGGAGGAGCGCCGGCGCUGGGAGAGGGAGCGCAUGGAAGAGGAGCGGCGCCAGGCGGCUGAGCGGGAGCGGCGCAUCCAGGAGAAGGAGCAGCUCAUCCAGGAGCAGAGGAAGCUGCAGGCAGAGAAAGAAGCGGAAGAACGUCGGAGCGAAGAGGCCCGAAGGCAGCAGCAACGGGAACAAGCAAAGGCGCCUCCAGAAACAGGACUUCAGAAACACACCCAUGACAAGGAAGCGGCCACAACGCGAGAGGGGCCUGCGUUGAGUCCGCAGCACACGCACAGCCCUCGAGGCUUCUUCCGGCAGCGGGAGCGUUCGGGCUCUGCCUCGGAGCGGCCGUCUUCCCCGGGGAGCCAGCCAGGAGUGCCACGAAGGCCUUUCCUCCGCUACCAGCGCAGCCUCACGGAAUCGGCCUAUAUCUUCCAGCGGCCGGACCCCCUCCGCAGCCCCUCUUCCCCUUUGGGGGGCUUCCUGCCCUCCGGAUCCCCCCAUGGGGCAACCCCCACUCCUCGUCAGUCCAAGCCCCCUCCGCCCCCCAUCAGCCCCAAACCCGGGCCUGGAGCCCUCUCCCCCCUCCCGGACCCCAAAGGAAGGACCCCUCCCAUUCCCAAUGCCAGGACCUCCAGUGGACAUGCUGCGGCCACUACUAGCCCCCUGGCAGAGCCUAGCCUCCAGGACUUGACCCUGAGUGGGUCUCCUGGAGGGGGUCCCACCAGCACCCCUUCCCCAGAAUUGGGUCUCCCAUCCCCUUGCAGAGCUGGUGACCCUCCUUCCCCAGGCCCCUCCCUCUCUGACCCGCCUCAAGCAGGUCCACUUGGGGCUUGUCCGGAGGAGACCCUGCCCCACAUCAAGUCCACGGACCCCUCCCCUCGGAGUCCAGGCUGUUGUGGGGGUCCCAGCCAAGCAGAGGAGGAAGGGGGCCAAUCCAUGUGCUGCUCAGCAACAUUGCCCCCCACAAAUGGCUUUCUGCAGGAAGAGGGUCUUGCAAGAGAUGAGACCCCGGCACUAGCACCCAGCCAAGCUGAAUUGGCCCCAUCCUCACAGAAGGGAAUGGGAUCCAUGGAAGAAGAGGUGAAGUGUCCCAAAAGCCUUGGAUUGGAUAUGGGAGGCCAGGUGGACUCACCUGCUGGUGUCAACCUCCCUGGAACAGGGCUUGUGGCAGGUGAGGGGACACGAAAUGGGGUCCGGUCCUCUUCCGUGGAAGGCACUGAACAUGACAUGGACCCGAAAUGGCAAGCGGCAGAGGCCUGACCGCUCUUCCUGCCAAGGCACAGCCCACUCCCACGCUAUUCCAGGUUGCUUCUGCUUCGAGGAGCCCUUCCCCAUGGAUACUUCUCACCCAUCUCCACUUGCAGCCUCCCCAACAAAUAAAGCUUAAACAGGA